Pocillopora meandrina is the source of this 456-nucleotide messenger RNA. The record is from the annotation of a GenBank genome assembly. NCBI's taxonomy places the organism in Eukaryota, Metazoa, Cnidaria, Anthozoa, Scleractinia, Pocilloporidae.
GAAUGCCCUGUCUUUAUCAGUGAAGAUCAUUUGAAAGAUUAUUACGCUUGUGCACACGAUUCAGAGAAGCUGUUAGCCGUGUACUAUGUUUUGCUAAGAAAGAAUUUGCUGAAAUGUCGGUGUCGACAACCCAUGCAACUCUACCUGUCUUACAGUGACAUGAAUCCGAAACGUCUGUACUUCCGUUUUCAGAGAAAUCGCUGCAAAGUAUUUCAAUGGACAGAUGAAAUGCCUACCGAUCGCAAUCAAGAAUUAUGGAAUCCCAAUUUUGUGGAUUUCAAUGAUCCCUUGUGGGAAGACAUCUGCGCUCAUACUCAAUUCCAAACAACCCAAGACGCCAACAAGAUUAAAUUUCCUCUUGAAGUACGGGGCAUGAAAUACAGAGCAGAAGAUCGUGAAGAUUUGUUACGUAUCGUGUACAUGAUACGCCAAUUGAGACACAAGCAAGAGAUAUAA